This is a messenger RNA of Thermothielavioides terrestris NRRL 8126, 1962 nucleotides long. RefSeq lists its product as uncharacterized. Gene Ontology annotation, cellular component: nucleus. Gene Ontology annotation, biological process: regulation of transcription by RNA polymerase II. The coding region runs from base 261 to 1871 and encodes 536 amino acids. The transcript has 2 exons. NCBI's taxonomy places the organism in Eukaryota, Fungi, Ascomycota, Sordariomycetes, Sordariales, Chaetomiaceae. The record is from RefSeq and is a predicted model, not a curated record.
CGCCUGGAGACCGCUGCGUCCACGGGCGUCGUUCCGAUUUUUGCGCAGGCUGAAAAGUCGGCCGCAUGUGAAAGGAGAGAAAGGAGCCGAAGCAGCCGAGUCUGAAGGCAGGUUCCUCUCGCUUCUAGACAAGAGGCGAGCGAGCCUGGCCUGGCACCGUGCGGCGUCGUUGCGUUUGCUUCCUGGAUGAAGCCCAGUCAUCGAUGGCGAGCUGAUGCACCACUGCUCUGUGAGUGACGACGCCGAGGAGCCUCGAAGCGAUGAGUACGACCGUUCCUCCGAAGCCCCCCCAAGUCCCAGUCAGCGACCCCCUCUACGAUCCUGAUGAAGGAUUACCCAGGAACAGCCCGCCUCUGGAGCCGCUCCGUCCUACGCUGCGACCGUCGCAGAGCCCGGAGCAACCCCAAUCUUCCUCGACCAGUCCUUCUCCUAGUCCUGGUCGCAGACGGCCGAAGCGCCGUUACAAGCCGAAGCCAGGCUGGGGCGAUGCGAUCCUGAUCAGUCAUCUCGACGGACACAGGCGCGAGACUGCGGCCUACGCCAAUAUCGAUUUCUUAUCGUCGGAGUCUGAGGAUUCAGAGGACUCUGGAAUGCACGAAGAGUCUGUCUCUUCAGGCCGUGACGGCUCACCCGAUAGGCAAUCAGUGGGCGGGGGGAAAUCUCGCGCCAGACCAAGCGGGGCUCACAGAGAAGCAUCCGGGAUCCAGAAAAUGCCUUCGGGCUCCCGUAGCCAGGAGGAUAUGGGCGCCUUCGACCUGAAAUCUCUGGCCGCCGACGCCCUGGCUGUGGUCAGCGACCCGCAGCCGCCUCCGGAUGCCGGUCCAACCCCGCCCGUCACGGAUAACGAUGUUGCGCACCCAGCACCCGCUCCUAUGGCGCUACACACAAGGCGAGCAGAACCGCUGAAGGACGAUCGGCAUGCCGCACCCUCGAUGCCUUCUCCUUAUAGCCCUCGCAGCCUCUAUUCGCCGCGUGACACCGGGGCCACGCCGUCGUCCUCGCAACUGGACGUGAAGUCGCCUACCGCCAGCAUACCCUCGGGCGGCCACGGCGAGGGCCUGCCGCCCAUUCAGCUCAAUUCGCCGAGAUACGAAGCCAAUGGACAGACCCUACCCUCCAUCAGAUCCCAGCUCGGGGACAUUCAACAUCUGAGCAGCAAUCCCGCAGCAGGAACUGGGUCAAGGCCUCCACAUCACGGUUUUCCUGGGUCCCCGCCGGCUUCAAUGCCUCGUCUGCCGUCUUUCCAGGGCCAUCUCGUGUCGCCUCCGAUGCCGCCAGGCGAGCCAUACCGCGAUCCGCUGUCUCCGGGCCAACCGCUCCCGGGCCGGAUGAUGAGCCCCGGAUACUACUACGCCCAGACAAACGGCCUCUCUCGGCAGCGCGAGUACGCAGGCAGCUCCACGGAAGUUCCUGGAUCUAACCCUCCAGGAUCAGCGACAGCAGCGUCAGGACGCGACAAGAUGAGCAUUGACGGUCUCACCAUACAAAGCGGGACUUAUGUCUGCAAGGUUCCCGGCUGCACCGCGCCACCUUUUCAAACGCAGUACUUGCUCAAUUCGCACGCAAACGUGCAUUCGUCUGCAAGACCCCAUUAUUGCCCUGUCCCGGGCUGCUCCCGCGGAGAAGGUGGUAAAGGAUUUAAGCGGAAGAACGAAAUGAUAAGGCACGGUCUCGUCCACAAUUCCCCUGGCUACGUCUGCCCGUUUUGUCCCGAUAGGGAGCACAAGUACCCGCGGCCAGACAAUCUCCAGAGGCAUGUCCGGGUACACCAUAUGGACAAGGAUAAGGACGACCCUCUAUUACGCGAAGUUCUUGCGCAAAGACCUGGCGGGCCGAGUCGCGGCCGCAGAAGGAGAGGCGGUCCAGGUUAACUUGACGGCCUGUCUUGCCUGUUUCGGCCCUGCUUCGGCCCUUCGUUUGGCCUUUUCUCUGCACAUAUAUUCUGUUCCUUUUGCCGGCCUG